UCAAAAGAUUAAAUGGACAUCUCAGAAAUUAAAUAUGCUGGGGAAUCCCCUACAAACAUGUAAUUAUUGAAAAACUAAAUAAAAUCUGGCUUUUAAAUAUAUGGCUUGAACAGAUUUCGCCAUUGGCAGCCGUCAAUGUCAAAUGCUGCCAACUUAGUUUCAUAUCGAUUCGAUCUGUCAGUGUACGGGGAACGGAAACGGAACGGGGAAGGAAAAAUGGAAAAAUAGUCUUACCUUUUGCGUUGAAUUCAGUUACGUUAUCCCCAUCACCAAACACUACUUAUAAUUCAAUCCGAACGCACAUCAAAAGCUUUUAGCAAUAAUGAGAUAAUAUCCCAUGAACAUCGGAGUCGGAGGCUGGGAUCGAAGGCGCGCGCCAUGACGCGCCCAGGUCCUCCCAAUGAGAACUUGCCGACGGUAAAAUUGGUGGUGGUAGGUGAUGGCGGUGUGGGCAAGAGCGCCAUCACCAUCCAGUUUUUCCAGAAGCUAUUCGUGACGGAUUAUGACCCUACGAUCGAGGAUUCCUACAUACAACACACAGAAGUCGACGGGCAGUGGUGCAUUCUCGAUGUACUGGACACAGCGGGCCAAGAGGAGUUCAGCGCGAUGCGCGAGCAGUACAUGCGGAAGGGCGACGGCUUCCUCCUUGUGUAUUCAGUCACGGAUCCGCAAUCCUUCCGUAAUCUACGGCGGUUCCACACACAGAUCCUGCGCGUCAAAGACAGGGACACCUACCCGAUGCUGCUGGCCGCCAACAAGGUUGACCUGGUCCACGUCCGCGCCGUCAGCGAGGAGGCUGGGCGAGAUCUCGCUCGCUCGCUCAACGUGCCGUACAUUGAGACCAGCGCUAAAGAACCGCCGCUGAACAUCGAGCGGGCUUUCCACGAGCUGGUCCGUAUAAUCCGCAAGCACCCUCAGCAGGAAGAGAAAGACCGACGUCGCCGGAAAUUCGGAAAAUGUACGCUGCUCUGAGAUCCAUACGUGAAUAACUUCAGGAGGAUACCCAAAAGAAAGUUGAAUAGCUGCGAGUACAGAACAAAUGUGUAAGUCGCGGGAAGUUUCCAAAAAGAGAAAUGUUUCAUUCUCGUAAAUUUCAAACUCGGAACAAGUAAUAAAUAAAGGGGAGUGGAAAAAUUUCUUUCCCAAAAAGAAAAAGUAUUAGAAAAUAAUAUCAUGAGGAAAUAUCGAAAUUAUGGAAACUUCAUUAGUUGAAAGUAAUUUUACCUGAAAUUCUAACCUAUUUUAACUUGGAGGAUUUAACAACUAGAGGCGCCUUAUUUUGUAAACAAAACAGCCUGCCGAUUUUGCGGGGGUGGGGCACGUCAGAUAAACGUCAGUCCAUACAAUACAUAUGACCGGCGGCCGAGGUUUUCGACAGAAGGGUAAGCUCUUAAAGGCAAAGGCGACUCCAGUUGUUAAAUCAUCUAAGUACAUGCACAUGAUGUUAAUAAGAAUAUAAAACUUGAAGAUGUCGAGAGAUUAUUCGACUAAAUUAACGUGAGUAUUAAUCCGUUCAAAUAAUCUUAUUAAUUUUGCGCUUCACGGAAGAUCAACUGCGCUUUAAGUGGCCUAAGUCUAGGGUUGCCAUCUCUAAAAUUUGGAAACCAGGACAAGACGCGUGAAAACCCCGGAUUUUAGAGUCCAGAACCCGGACAUGUCAACAGGUUUUUUUAAACAGGUUGUGCGUGGGUCGCGGGCGGCCUGAGGCUUAAAAUUUUUAAACCCGGACUACAAAUGAAGUCCUCCCCGGACGCCCUCUAAACUAGGAAAAAUCCGGGGAAACCCGGACGGAUGGCAACCCUACCUAAGUUAGACCUUUAAAAUGAAGUAUCCUUAGUAAAAACUUAGUAAAAAUAAAUGCUACAACUGAAUACAGAACCUUCUUGAAAUUAAAGUUGGUUUAAAAAUGUGCUUUUUGUAAAUCCAGCUGUAUUUGAAACUAUAUCUAAUGUUAGAAAUAGUAAUGUCGGUUUUCCAUUUGAACAAAGAAACGAGAUCCCUUAAUAUGAACAGUUUUAAAAAUAGAACUGUUUAUAAAUAAGAAAUUGUUAAGUGGGUGAAUCAACUUUUUUUUUUUGUUAUCCUGUCCCGUUGUCCAAGGGACAACAGUGGCACAGUUUGUAUGAAGAGACGUUGUAUGCCGUUCUAUUAACAUGCUUAGUAGGGGGCCCAUUAUGGACAUUGGUUAUAACGACCACAAAAACGCAAGUUUGAUACAUUUAAGUACCAUAAAAUCAGUAUUUCAAUGAACUUUUGUCCCCUGGACAACUAAUCGUAACCAUGGCAACGAGUGACGCUAAAAAGUUGAUUCUCCCAAAUAUGUGGAUGUAUAUUUAUGUAAGCGAGUCGGAGAGACGAAAAACCGUUGCAGUUAUAUUUGUUGGUUGAUCGUAGUCACAAAUGCCAAGCAUUUAUUUAUCCAAUGCAGAGACCAGUAAAGAAUAAUGAUUGCUGAUUUCCGUAUAGUUGCGCUACUUGCGAACCUUAUAGUAAUAUGUUGGGCAACUUUAUAUGGCGACUACCAAUCUUUAUUUUUUAUUUGUCUCUGUCCAAAGUUUAGUUUGUAAGCUAUAUAAAGGAUUUAUUGAAAAUGCAUUUGCAUUUUAUUUAUUUUUAAUGUAUAAGAAUAGAUUGGUUUGUGUAUAAAGUAGAUAUCAAACCGAAGCGCAAAUCUAUUAGCGUUUUUAUUUCUGGAUACUAAAAUGACAGUUCGAUCUUCCGAAAUUGUAGCUAUAGUGUUGGUAACACGAGUCUUUCGAGUCUACAUUUGAAGAACUGGACACGUUUUUUCAGACUGCGCUAAAAACUUCUAAGUCUCGAGUUAAGUCUUAAGUCCCGAGUAGAGUCUAAUAUUGAGUCUUUUUUAUGCGCAAUUCAAAAUGACUCGAGCCUCGAAUAAAGACUAUCAACAAAUUUGUAGAUAUUAUCUAAAUACAAAUAGCAGAAAUGAAAAUGAGCGUAAUAACGCUCACAAUGAUACAAUACAAUAGUAUGAUUCUGCGCGGUUGAGCGGGUGCGAUGCAUGCCGAUUAAUUUUACAUGAAGAUUGCAUGUUGAUUUUUUACCUAAAAAGAGUUCUCUGAAAAGGACUCGAGUCUAUAAAAUAAUCGGGUCUCUAGCAAGUCAAAAUGAAACUUGAGUUUUGACUUAAUUUUAUAAGAGUAAAAACACAUUCGAGUCUAAAAGAGAGGACUCGAAGGACUCGAGUCUUAACAUUAUGUAGGACUGAUUUGUCAUUUUAGUACGAAAUUGGUGCAAUAUAGAAACAGAUAAAGAUAAGUGUUACAGAUUUUUAUUUAUUUAUUUAAAUAGUGCAAUAAUGCACACUAAAAAUAAUUACAAAUGGCGGACUUAACGCCUUAAGGCAUUCUCUACCAGUCAACCAUAGGGUAAAAGAGAAAUUCCCGAAUGUGGGUGCAGUGAAAAAAAUAAUUCGUAAAAAAAAAUUUACAAUUUUGGACAUUCUUAACAUUAUUUACAGAUAUAGAAAUGAAAUAUGUUAUGGAUAUAGUUUUUUUUGCACUCAUUGUAAAGCAUAAUAUAGACUGCAAUAUCGAAGAAAUAUACAGUAGCGGCAAAAUUAUAUUAUAUUGCUAUUUUUAUGCAGGCAAUGACCGCCUGCAUAAAAAUAAAAUUCGUGAAAUUAGACAUUAGAAUUAUCCUAGGUUGAUCGAAUUGUCGUUUUCAUUCGUCCCUGUAUUCUAAAUUUCAUCGAAAUCUCUAAAGCAGUUUUUGAGAAAUUACCUAGAAAAUUGUGCAAAUGAAUCUGAAUAAAUAUGAUAGAUUAUUUGCCGCUAAUGUAUGACUAACAAAAACGGUUAUUAAAACGCAAUACACAUAUGUAUUAUAAUUAAUUAGAUUGUAAAAAAACUAACUAUUAUACAUAACUUAUAUAUUUAUUUAACUAAUUGGUUCAAUGACAUCACAUUCGCAAUACUCCAAGGCUGAAAUUACCAAAAAUAUGUAACCUUGAUCUCUGACAAAUCAUUCGAGUAAAUAGGUGGAGUGUUUCUCUUUCGCUCUAACGCUGCGAGAGCGAAAGAGAGAGCAAGUAAACUCGGAUGUCUAUACGUCUACUGGUAUGCUUUAAUAGUUAUUUACGAUAGAAGUGCGAAAAAUAGGAAAUUCAAAACGAGUGGCGAUAAAUUAAAACACGACCGAAGGGAGUGUUUUAAAUCGACACGAGUUGCAAAUUACCUAUUCGCACAUGUAUCGUACAACGUUUUACAGUACAUCUAUCAAAUCAUCAAAUAACUAACCAUUUUUUUGGUAGACGUGUAGACACCGAAGUAUUCGCUAAGUUUAGAAUGUUGGGAGCAUAUUAUAUAAACGUGCGUGGGUACAGUUACAGUACCGUCGUCUAUUGUUAACUGACUAAUGGCAUAGAGAAAUAAGCGUUUGUUAGUCGUAUACCUCGAAAUCAAAAAAUCCUUGUAGCUUUUCACCUAUGCGCGUUUCACCGUGAUAGCGUAUUUUGUUGUAGCGUGUAAUAUCGGUGGUAUAUGUUGUUACUCGCAUAUAUUUUUAAUAGAUUUUUACAACAGUAGCAAAUUUUAAUGUAGCAUAUAUUUUCAAUAGCCUAUUCAGUUAGCCGCAAAAAAAAUUAGUUGCAUUUUACCUGGGUCGCAUAUUAUUCGUAAAAAAAAAUUGGCUAUAUCACUGGGAUAUAAUAAAAAUACGGUCGCUUAUUGACCUAAUUGUUACAGCCAUACAUUAACUAACUAACUAAGCUUUGGAGAAUUUGUUAUUUAGGAAAUCUACCUCUAAGGUUAGUCUACAAGUGCGAAAUUUAGUGCUUAAAGGAAAUGUCGCGAUAUGUAAUAACGCAUUAUAAAAUAUUAAUAAAUAUCUAUCGAGGUGAAAAGCGACUACAGUGAAGAAAGGCAGGGAAGUAAAUAUACUAUGAAUUUUAUACACCAUUGUAAUUGGCGACCAGAAAUCAUACUACAAGAAAAAAUAUCUGUUUAGAAAUUAUGAGAUCGCGGCGAAACGCGAAUACUUGAAAAGCUACAAGGAAUUUUUGAUUUCGAGGUAUAUGACUAACAAACGGAAAUAAGCAUAGAAUGCUCACUUUUCGUAGUCGACAUCUAGCGCCGAGUAGUGGAUUUAUCAGUACCGCUACUUGACACUAGAUGUCGCGUCCGAUGAUAAUUGUAUUGCUCAACAAUUUACAACUAAUAUUACAAGUAGAAACAGUUGAAAAUAGUGUUCCGGUUAAUGCGGUUAUAAUAUUACGUGAAAAUUGUUGAGCAUUAGACUUUUCGUUCGUUGCGACAUCUACAUAAUUAUGUCGACUACGAAAAUAAUAAGCGUUUUGGUGAUUUAUGGAGUGCUAUGCUCAGAUACUUAUUUUUCUAUGCUAAUGGCCAGUCAACAUUCUAAAUGUUGCUGUAAGUACAGUCGCCAUCAGAUAUAUCGGAGCGGCCGAGGUGCUCACAAAUAUCUGAACACGCCUCUAUUGUCAAGGCGUUACGGUGUUCAGAUAUUUGUGGACACCUCGGCCGCUCCGAUAUAUCUGGCGACUGUACGACCGUUUUCAGGAGUUUUUGUAUAACAAUAAACUUGUAUCCUAUAGAUAUAUUGUUACACGGCUACCAUGGAAAUGGGCAUUUUUAUUAAAUGUUAAACUUGUAUUUUAGAGUUUGGAAUUUUAUAUUAUUUCCACUCAAAAUUUUGAGUUCUUUCGACCCUUACGGGAAAAAAGUCUCCACACAAUUUUUUUUGUUUGUUUGUCCGUUUUGUUACGGUCAUAGAAGUUUGUAGGUAUUUAGAAUCGAACGUAACCAAACGGAAGAAAAAUACUGCGGACGUUUUACUCUAGAUAAGGAUGGAAAGAGCUCGGUGAUGAUGAUGAUGAUGGACGAGAUCCCAUACAGGGAUAAGUUCCUUUGUUGUAUUUAAUUUACUCUGUAACUGUAUUUUUCGUGUUUUUAUUUCUAUGUACAAUAAAGUAUAGACAUACUAACAUACAUUAUUCUGAGUAGAAAAAAUAUGAAAAUUCCCAAUUCUGAGAAAACUUUAAAUAUACUGAAAUACCAAAAUACACUAAAAUAAACGAGAUUUAAUAUGUUUGCGUGUGAUAAAAAUUACGAGGAAAUAUAGGGAACGUGCAUAAACUGUAGGAGGCAGCACAGGACACGUCAUAUUUUUGGCGAGUGGUGUAUAUUUGAAGUUUAUGCUUCCAAAGUAGCCCACAAGAUGGCAGAGCCUACUAUGCACAAGAAAACGUACAUGAGCGGUAGAUGGCAGCACUUACUUUGGCGUGAAAUGUCAAUGUACAUGUUUAUGGUUCCGAUUCAGGCCACAAGAUGUCAGACCGUCCAACGGACACGGUCCCUAUAAAGAAACAUUCCUAAAGGUACCUACAACCCACGCACGAUAGAUGUAGCACAUAAUUUAAACGAAAAGGAAUUGAAAUUGUUCAUAAGUGUUUUAUUUAAGGUGCCCGGCGCACAGUAUUAGAUAUAUCUGAGCGGUCACGGUGCUCAGAAAUAUCUGCACAGUGCUGAGUCGCCAUUAGAUAUAUCGGAUCGGCUAAGAUGCUCAAAAAUAUCUCAACAAGUACUAAUACGCAUUCACUUCGCGCAACUUGCUUCGCUUGUAGCCAAUAACACGUUUUUGCUUUGUAGCGAAAAGUGCUGUUGGUGGGACGAUGGGUCGCUAGCAGUGAACGUGUUAACAUCUUGAUAAUAGGUGAAAUAUAAAGAAAAAAAUAGCCAAGCCCUCCAGUAGGCGAGGCUGGAGUCGAAUAUAGUAUUGUGCCUACUGAGAAUCAAAUAUAAAUAUUUAAUAAAAAUAAUUUGAUUAUUUCCUUCUAUUAGCUUUCUUCAGAUAUUUGUGAACACCUUGACCGCUCCGAUAUAUCUGACGGCGUCUGGACAAUCGCCGCGAUAGUAAGGCUGGUUUAACCUUUUGAACGCCAGACGACAAAGGAACAUGCCGUGCCCCGGACGCUGGCUCUCACGAUUAUUUAAGCGAAAUUGAACUUUACAGAGUCCCGCGUUAGUCCCUAUUGCAUUGGCGAAACUGUCGGCUGUAGCCGUCGUUGGCGUCCUUGGCAAGUCAUUCAGAUGUCGGCCAUAGCCGACGGUGGCGGUCAAAGGGUUAAUGUCGCACUGACCGUCCGGUACGGAACGAUCCGCACUCACCGUCGGGUGCGGAACGAACCGCACCGACCAAUAUGUACUAAGGUGCUCCCUGGCGCCAAUUACCUUCGAUCUGAAUCCCUUAGUUUUCUAAUGUUUUUUGUAGCUUAUUAUAUUAUUAACAGCAACGGCUAAGCAAUAUAGUAUCCCACAUUUAGUUCAAAGUUCAUUGUCUUCGAGAUAUUUGCCAUCAAAGAUGAACAAUUUUAGGCCAAAAAUUAAUAUCUCUGACCAGUUUUUAGAAUCGUCAAAAACGAACCCAAAUAUGUAGAUUUCGUAUAUAAUAUAAGCUUCACAGCAAUCGACUAUCGAAAAAAGAUCGCUCCCCACCGACGAUCAGUGCGACACUAAAACCAGCCUAAGGUUUUCACAUUCGAUACGGAUCCGCUCCGGAGUGCGAGCUGUGCGCUAUACGUGUUGCUGCCUCGCUCACACACCGGAGCGGUCGCAUCGGUGCGAUAGAGUCGGACCAAGCUAACUCUGCAUUUGCAAUGACUAAGUGUGACAAUGUCAUUAUUAAUGAAAAAUUUCUAUAAAAAAGUGACGUUUAUAAAGCCACUACCUCACUUUGUUCUGUUCAAGUGAAAAGUUAGCUUAGACGGAUUCUAACCGCGUAGAUACGGUAGAGGCCGCGACACCCCAUUGCACAUAGCUUUACUAAACCUCGAGGCCCAAAGAGUCGGCGAAGAGAUUAAAAUUCGAAUCUAACUUUUAAAGUUUAAGGUCGUUUUUUGACUGGCAAGUUUUAGACCCUGUGGGUCUCGAGGGCUUAAAGCCUGCACAUAUUGGGCCAACGCUGGUUAAUCUAAGGGACGCAACCAUGCGGAAGAGCGCAUACCCAUUUUGAAGACAAUGUUUCACAAAGUUCUUUGUUUUUGUUGUUAUUUUUUUAUAUUGUGGCGAUGUCGUACCACCAACAGUUCUAGAGUCAGACCAAGAUAAGUUGGCAGCGAUUUUGACAGCCCAGACAGCGCAUGUGUUAUUUUAAACGUCAAACUUCUUUGAAAUUAUGACUUACUUAAUACUUGCACAGGCUGGGUUAUCAAAAUCGAUGCCAACUUAGCUUGGUCUGACUAACGCAUAACUGCGUCUUAUAGAUUUGUCAAAGUUAGCUCAAAGGCGGGCUUACUGUACAGUCGCCAUCAGACAUAUGGGAGCGGCCAAGGUGCUCACAAAUAUUUGAACACGCGUCUACAUAUAGCCAAGGCACUAGAGUGCGUGUUCAGAUAUUUUUGAGCACCUCGGCCGCUCCGAUAUAUCUGAUGGCGACUGUAGGUACGUUAAGCACAAAUGCCAUUUCAAGACUUAUUCCAUUGUAAUAUGGAUGUAGUUUGAAUGGCAAGCAUAACCCCUGUAUUUAGGCAAGUAGCACAGAAAUAUUGUACAUUGUUGUUAAUCUAUGUUUUAUAUGUUGUAACAUACAAUAAAUGUAGAAAUGUA
This is a messenger RNA of Cydia pomonella (codling moth), 8585 nucleotides long. RefSeq names its product ras-related protein M-Ras-like. The record is from RefSeq and is a predicted model, not a curated record. Gene Ontology annotation, molecular function: GTPase activity; GTP binding; GDP binding. The transcript is spliced from 6 exons. Gene Ontology annotation, biological process: signal transduction. Bases 379 to 972 code for a protein of 197 amino acids. Lineage: Eukaryota; Metazoa; Arthropoda; Insecta; Lepidoptera; Tortricidae. Gene Ontology annotation, cellular component: plasma membrane.